UCCGUCAACAAAACAGGAAAUACAUGCGUAGAAUGAUACUUAAAACCUAAUGAAGUACGUUUUAAUGAGAACGGUGUGAGUUUGUCGUCGGCAAAGUCAGAUCCACAUACCCUUAGAAUUUCCUCAAGAGGGCGCUCUAACUUUACGAACCUCAUUGAACUUCACAGCAAUCCAGCUACUGCACUGAGCCAGGAUUGUACUGCACUAAAUUUGCAGAAGAUCGCAACGUCCCUGGAAGAGUGCCUGACAUCUGUUGAACGAACCACCAUGGUGCAGGAGAGUAGGGAUGGCUUUGGUGAAGCCGUUGUUCACCCAGCCACUCAGCAAAAAAGACCAGCGUUGUCGUGGGCAGUGAGGAUCAAGAAGAAGCUGAAGACUGUAACUCCCUACCUGGGCAAGUUCAGACCAACUGUGGGACAGUGCUGCCACCAGUGUACCCCUGACAGCCUGGGCAAGAAGCUGGGACAGACCACGCCUUCUCUGGGCUUUCAGAAUCUACUCCGUGUCAAUGAGACGCACACUAGGUAUCGUGGUUGGCUGGUCAGAAGAGUGUGCGGUUUGCUGUUUGUCAGAGGCUGCAAAGUAUACCCCAGUCCUGCUACCGACAGAGUGGAGCGAGUCUGCCAAAGCAACAGGGUGCAAAAGGCUCUUUUCACCACUGGCACAGUACCAAUGGGAGGAGUCACCUGGGAACAACUCACCCCCUACCUCCCCCUCAUCAACACCUGCAUUUCUCCAUCGCUGCUACGGUUUGUUGGCUGGGUGAUACUGAAGGUGUUUGGGUCAGUGUUCUGCAGUAUUCAGGUCAACCUCAACCACAAGGCUUUCCUCCACAGAGCCUCACAGCAGGGUCCUCCCCUGGUGUAUGUUUUUGUGCCUCAGAGCGUUGUGGACUAUGCGCUCAUCCCUAUGGUUCUCUUCUGUCACAACCUCAGAGUUCCCUACACACUCUGUCACCUACAGAUACACAACAACUGGCUCAGGUCAGUCUUGCAGAGACUUGGUGUGGUCCUCCUGCCUCUGGGUCCAAUUACAGAGCAGGAAGCAGAAACAGACUGCCUUUACUCACCAGUCAUGACCUCCUUGGUUGGCGAGUUGCUGUGUGAGGGCCAGGCUCUGAGUGUGUGUGUGUCGGGAAUGAGCGGGCACGGAGGGCAGUGGCUGGCACGCAUCAGACAGGCUGUGACAGAGGGACUGGUGCCGGAUGUCCGCCUGGUACCAGUGGGCAUCUCCUACGACUGCAUCCCCAGCACCGGCACUCCGGCUGGCGUGCUGUCUGCCCUCAGGUGUGUGUUCUCCCUGCUGUUCAGCAGGAGAGCAAGAGGCUGUGUGAGGAUCCACCUGGCCCAGCCGUUCUCCCUAAAGGAGAUGUGCAACACGGGGAGGUGUCGUGUGGAUGGAAGUCGCCCCCUGCUGGAGCUCCUGCUCCCCACCAUCCUACACAACAGGUCUGAUAGGCUAUUUGGCCAGAGAAUGAUGUCAUGGGUCCUGCCCCCAAAUUAUGUGCCUGAGCUCAGCCAAUCAGAGAGAGACCUCAGCAUUGCCCUCACAUUGCACCUUAGCUACUCCAUUAGGUCCUGCAUGGCAGUGAUGUCCACUAGCCUUGUAUCCUGUCUUCUACUGCACAAACACCGCAAGGGGGUGUGUCUGUCUGUGUUGUGCCGUGAUGUGGCCUGGCUGCUGGAGGAGGUCUUGUUCAGGAACCGAGAUGUGGGCUUUGGGGGGAGUCUGGUUGGGGUGGUCUACCACGCUCUCAGUCUACUCGUCCCUCACCUCAUCAUUGCUGCCCAUCCCAACGACAGGUCUGAUCCUCUCAUCGCUCCCCAUCCCUCUCUCUCCGCCACUCUGUCUCUUUCCUGCCACGCCCAGAUACUCACACACACCUUCAUCCAGGAGGCUGUAGGAGCAUGUGCGGUUUCGGCCAUGCUCUAUGAUGUAGCAACCUGUGGCGGUGACGACUGGGUUAAAGGUCAACAGUACAGAGGGGAGAUGGAGUUUGAUGUGGCGCUGUGUCAGGACGAACUGACUGAGAGAGCCCUACAACUCACACACCUACUGCCCCCAGAGUAUAUACCACCGUGUCAGUCAUCUCAUGAUUUUGCUCUGGAUGCAGUGGACACUCUGGUGCGCUGUGGCGUCCUAGUGAUGGAGGAGGUUCCCAGGGACACGCCGAUCUGCGAUUUCUGGAAGAAGCAGGGUACUCUGGCAUGGAGUGCCACGGACGACCCCAACCACUCUGACUCUGAGUGUGAAGAAGGAGAUGCACGCUGCUACAAGUUGAGCCAGCCCAGCCAGUGUCCAGAGCUGCUGUUCUUCCUGUGCAGUCUGAUGGCUGGCUACCUGAGGGCUCUGUGUUGGGCUACAGAUGGACUAGACCUCCUACAAACCCCCCUACCUGAGGCAGUGUGUCUGGCUCAGAUUCACUCCCAUCUGCGUGACAGUGCCCAGAGGGACAGGGGGCACUAUGAGAGCUGCUCAGCGGAGGUGGCACGUAUGACAGUCAGGACGCUGACAGACCUGGGGGUGUUGGUUGAAGGGCAGCAGAGAGGUUGUGUAUUCUUGGGAGUCAGCCAACUCUUUCAACAGACAGACAGCAAAAAGAAACUACGCAGUUUUGUCUCUCAGUUCCUCUAUGAUUAACACACACCACAAGACAAAGAUCAAGCUGUGAAACUACAACUAACACGCACCACGAGACAAAGACCAAGCUGUAAAAGACCGUAAAGUCAGUUCAGAAUUUUCCUUUGGCCAGCUAUGUACACUGUUUAUGUUGAAUAAUGACUUGGCCAAUAAGUGUUCUAAUUAUUGGAGAUGAGAAAUGCAAACGAGUUGAGUUAUUUUUAAUAUGCAUUAUAGUAUUAUGGAAAUUCUUGCAA
Messenger RNA from Esox lucius (northern pike), 2876 nucleotides. It is a transcript of the gene gpat2, whose product is annotated as glycerol-3-phosphate acyltransferase 2, mitochondrial. The coding region runs from base 268 to 2640 and encodes 790 amino acids. Gene Ontology annotation, cellular component: mitochondrial membrane. Lineage: Eukaryota; Metazoa; Chordata; Actinopteri; Esociformes; Esocidae. The transcript has 23 exons. The record is from RefSeq and is a predicted model, not a curated record.